Messenger RNA from Homalodisca vitripennis (glassy-winged sharpshooter), 1776 nucleotides. RefSeq names its product probable aminopeptidase NPEPL1 (gene grsm). The record is from RefSeq and is a predicted model, not a curated record. NCBI's taxonomy places the organism in Eukaryota, Metazoa, Arthropoda, Insecta, Hemiptera, Cicadellidae. Gene Ontology annotation, cellular component: cytoplasm. Bases 80 to 1702 code for a protein of 540 amino acids. The transcript has 10 exons. Gene Ontology annotation, biological process: proteolysis. Gene Ontology annotation, molecular function: metalloaminopeptidase activity; manganese ion binding.
GCUGUGAUAACACACAUGCUUGAACAUGUCCAAUCUGUUCCACAGUUCAUAGUCUGAUAACAGUUAAUCAGUAUUCUUUAUGUUCUGGAGGAAGCUAGUUAAGUUAAAUUGUAAAACUUCCAACAAUCAUAUUUCAAAAAACCCAUCUAAUGUACCGUUAAAGAGGAAAAUGGUGAACGUAAAUCUUAUUUAUGGUACUCAUGUCACGGACAACGAUCCAAAACAACAUCCUGUCCUUAUUAUCGGACAACUGAAGAACCUGAAUCGAAUUAAAUUCGAUGAUAUCAAGUGCAAACUUGGAGGCCGUGUCUCUGAAGAGGACUUCCAGAUAGCCUUGAAGCGGUUCACUGGGUCCCAGAAUGACCCGGUCAGCUUGUAUCUUAACCAAGCUACUCUAGCACCGCUACCUGACCAAGCUUCUCGCCACAAUGCACCAUCCAGACCACAUGCUCUUACCAAACUGAUCAAGUCCGAGACAUUUGAUGUUGACGGAGAGAACAUUUUGGUGGUUUGUGAGCGGAAGGACAUGUUCGCAUUAGGCUGUGCAGUGGCCCGGGCAUUCCCCAUGUACUCACGGAAAAUGAACGCCAACAAGGAGAACGCGACCGUUACUGUGGAGUUCCUGCUGUUGGAAGAAGGGGCCAUUACCAUGGUGACGAAAGAGGAAGCUACGGUUCUACAAUCAGCAGCGGAUGGAAUCAGGAUGGCUGCCCGCAUCGUAGACACACCCUGCAAUGAGAUGAAUGUUGACCACUUUGUUUCGGAGGUGCAGCGAGUGGGGCAGUUACUGAAUGUAGCUGUCACUGUUAUCCGUGGUGAGGAGCUGAGAGAGAAGGGGAUGGGAGGAAUCUACGGCGUGGGGAAGGCAGCUGCCUGUCCUCCUGCACUGGCUGUACUCAGCUACACUCCGUCUGGUGCCACUCAGACCAUCGCUUGGGUGGGCAAGGGCAUCGUGUAUGACACUGGUGGCCUCAGCAUCAAGACUAAGACAACAAUGCCUGGGAUGAAGCGAGAUUGUGGAGGUGCAGCUGGCAUUCUGGGAGCCUUCUACUCCAUUGUCAGACAAGGCUUCACUCAAAACUUGCAUGCUGUGUUCUGUCUGGCAGAGAACUCGGUGGGACCCAAUUCUACCAGGCCUGAUGAUAUACACACACUGUACUCUGGCAGGACUGUGGAAAUCAACAACACUGAUGCUGAAGGUCGAUUAGUGUUGUCUGAUGGAGUUGUCUAUGCGUCAAGAGAUCUUAAGGCUGAUUUGAUUCUUGACAUGGCAACACUGACUGGAGCACAGGCUAUGAGCACAGGCAAAUACCAUGCAGCAGUGUUGACCAAUUCUGCUGAGUGGGAAAAGAAUGUGGUGACGGCAGGUCAGGUGUCUGGAGACUUGGCAUUUCCCAUUGUCUAUUGCCCAGAACUGCACUUCUCUGAGUACAACUCAGCUGUUGCCGACAUGAAGAACUCUGUGGCAGACAGACAAAAUGCUCUAUCAUCAUGUGCUGGAUUGUUCAUAGCAGCUCAUUUGGACUUUGACUUCCCUGGAGUCUGGAUACAUGUAGACAUGGCAUCACCAGUUCAUGCGGGUGAACGAGCGACAGGGUAUGGAGUAGCUCUGCUGACUGCUUUGUUCGGUGGACUGUCCUCUGACAAGUUUCUUCAGUACGUGGGUCAGGAUGUUGUGCUCAAUAUAUCCAACUUAUCCUGAUCAAUAAUGGGUUUAUAAAUGAUUAUUACUGAUUGCCUUUAUCCAUGUUAUUUUAUUAAAUAAUUGAUGGCAAA